Messenger RNA from Girardinichthys multiradiatus, 3283 nucleotides. It is a transcript of the gene sar1b, whose product is annotated as secretion associated, Ras related GTPase 1B. The record is from RefSeq and is a predicted model, not a curated record. The transcript is spliced from 7 exons. Gene Ontology annotation, biological process: vesicle organization; intracellular protein transport; endoplasmic reticulum to Golgi vesicle-mediated transport. Gene Ontology annotation, molecular function: GTPase activity; GTP binding. The coding region runs from base 202 to 798 and encodes 198 amino acids. NCBI's taxonomy places the organism in Eukaryota, Metazoa, Chordata, Actinopteri, Cyprinodontiformes, Goodeidae. Gene Ontology annotation, cellular component: COPII vesicle coat; endoplasmic reticulum exit site.
AUGGGCAGAGUAGUUUUGGGGAGUAGCAGGGCAGCCAUUGCAGUGUCGUGGCUCAGUAACAAAAUACGAACGGGCUGAGGAAGACCUGGCAGCCGCUCUCCCUGUUCUCUUUGACCGACAGAUUCAUUUACAUGACUGUUAGAGCGAAGACACUCGGUAAAUAAAUCUACAUCUAAACAACCGAAUUGAACAGCUCCGGAUAUGUCAUUCCUAUUUGAUUGGAUUUAUAACGGUUUCAAUAGCGUACUACAGUUUUUAGGACUGUACAAGAAAUCCGGCAAGUUAGUUUUUCUUGGCCUGGACAAUGCUGGCAAAACGACGCUACUGCACAUGCUCAAAGAUGACAGAUUGGGACAGCAUGUGCCAACUUUACACCCAACAUCAGAGGAGCUGACGAUUGCUGGCAUGACGUUCACCACCUUUGACCUUGGAGGACAUGCACAAGCCCGGAGAGUGUGGAAAAACUACCUCCCUGCCAUUAAUGGUAUCGUGUUCCUCGUGGAUUGUGCAGACCAUCCGAGAUUGGCUGAAUCAAAAACAGAACUUGAUGCAUUGAUGACAGACGAGACCAUCGGAAAUGUGCCUAUCUUAAUCCUUGGCAACAAAAUUGACAGGCCUGAAGCUGUGAGCGAGGAGAAACUGAGGGAAUAUUUUGGAUUGUACGGACAGACGACAGGCAAGGGCAACGUUCCAAUGAAGGAGCUGAACACAAGACCACUGGAGGUGUUCAUGUGCAGCGUGUUGAAGAGGCAGGGCUACGGAGAGGGCUUUCGCUGGCUGUCCCAGUACAUUGACUAGAGCGGCCCAGCCCCGUAACCCACCCGCCAUCAUCAACACUACCGCCUAGGGGGCGCCAAAACCAGCCACUCGAGAUGCCCAUCAUUACCACCAGUACCAUCAUACUCAGCCCCAUGUUCGGUUAAUCAAGUCUGCCUCCGCCUCCAGAGAAACCAGUACGACUCGAUCCCAAUAGACUUUUAUUGGUCGAACAUUUGGUUCCGCACUUACUGCGUCCAUACAUGUUUGCGCACAUUCAUCAUCGUCUCUUUUUCUUUUUUUCAAGAGAGUGCUCCACGGCAACGUGGUUUACGUUCAAAUGAUUGAAUCUUUUCUAUAAUGUGUCUGUCAUUUGCUGUCUUCUGUCCCUCCUCACCGCCAUCUGUUGAGUGCAAGAAAUUUAAAUCUCUGUAUGAUUCUAUUGGUAAACCAACUUCCUCCCCCCUUGUUCAACUUCUCUGGAGCAAGUGAGAGACGGCUAUAGAGUUGUAUACAUAGCAGUACACUUUUUUUUUUACAGAUAAAGAAGUUCAUUCCACAUUGUAUUUAAUCGCAGUGUUUUUGCUUUGUCCUGUUUUUUUUUUCUUCCUUUCUUUUCCCUCUCUUUGACAUGGUUUGAGUAAACACAAGAUGCAGCCACGUAAACAGCCCUCACCGUCACACAUUUGGCUGUUUCACCAGUGUAUAUGAAUGGAGCUGUGCAUUUAUCUUAGUGUAUCAUAAAUUAGAUCCAUAUCUUUUUGUGGAAGUUGACAGCUUUGUUUCAGGCUUCUGUUUUCUAUGCAGGACAGAUCUGAAUGGAUCCAAAUAGUCAGUGGGCUCCCUUUUUAAAAAAAACAACCAGUGGGUGGUAAAUCUGCUAAAGAGGGGGAACGAUUUUUUAAAAUCCUAUUUAAUGCAUUAAAUAGGAAAUGAUACUGGCUAUAACUAUGGCAACAUCUGAAAACAAAUUAUGUAGAUAUCCCAAUGGUCAGCUGAUGCAAAGACAGAUAUUUAAAAUUAAAACUUUGUAAUAAAUCAGCUGAUCAGAACAUGCCAUAAGAGAUGAGGGGAGGAAUUAUUAGGCUAUAUUAGAAGUCAUGCAACAAGUGAAACCAUUUUAUAGGCUGAAUUUAGUGAACACAGCAGAGACAAGUUGACUGGCUUUGGACACCAACAAAGGGACCAGAUGUAUAUUAAAUGUACACGAACAUCGUACAUGGAUUUUCUAUUUGAGGGGUAUCCUUUGAAAUAUGUGCAUUAACAGGAACUAUUAUGCAUGCCUUGUUCUUUUUGAUUAUUUUUAAAAACCAUUAACUCGAUAAGAGGGAAGACGAUGCCAAAAUUAUCAACUAGAGAUGAUUGUCAUGUUUUGUUUUUUUAAGGAAACAAUGGAAAAUCUGUCCCUUUGUGUCUCUUUCAUUCCCUCAUGACUAAGUAAUGAGCUGUUUCAACAUGGAUGGGACUUGCUGUUGUUUGCAUCAUUAAAAAAUGUAAUAAAUGUUUGCAAUGAAUAAUUGGCCGAAUUAAUCUAAUAUUUGUCCAAUCCUGAGCAACAGAAAAUGUUUUACAGUACCAAGAUGUAUAUUUACAUUGAAUCUAUCAUUGUGGUAUUGCUAUGAGCACAAUUUCUAAAAUUAAAGCAUCUAUGGCAAACUUUUAGAAUAAAGGAUUAUUUAGUAAAUCAAAAAGUGAUAAAAUACACUGUUGUGGAAAGGUUUUUGAUUUUAUCUGUUUCAGAUCUUUGUCACCAAUUUUAAUAUUCAACACAGAACCGGAGUACAUACAAAAUGCAGCUUUCAAAGUAUAUAAUUUAUUAGGGAGAAAACGUCCAAACUAACUAGGCCCUAUGUGGAAAAGUAUUCACCUUCCCUCCCCUUCAUCAAUUAAAUGACUAACCACACAUGCAAAGCUGAGUUCAGUUUGACAACUUGUACCCAGCCCUGAUUACUGGCAAAUUCUAAAUGAAAGAACCUGUCUGACAACAGGAAGUAGGUUUAAAUACUCCAAACACUUGAGGGACAGAAAAGAUUGGAAAAAGUAGGUGCACUGGAGAAACCUGAUGCUUUUUUGUGUCUCAGUAACUUUCAGCGUUUUUCCCUCAAUAAAAAAAAUGACUUGAAAUUUGCAUUUUUAAAAUACUUUCUGGUUUUCUUUGAUAUUCAAGUUUGUUUUGUGAUCUUAAACGGUGACGUGUGACAAAAUAGCAACAACAGAAGAAAUUUGUUAUUGGGAUAAAAAAUGUUUGAUUUUUCUUAAACUCAAAAUCAAAAAGUUGACUGAAAAAACAGAGUUUGAAUUUCAAUGGAAAAAAAAAACAAUGCUUCAAAUAUAUAAUUAAAAGCCCCAAUUUAACAUUCCUGCCCAAGAUAACAGUAUAUAAAUUUCUGUACUGUAGUGUAACAGCUUUUAAAAUUUACUAAUCUUGUAUCAGAACAAAAAACUUUAACUAUCUGAACAGAAAGCUUGUGUGAUUUGAAUUCUCUAAAUGUAAAAUGACACUCAAAUAAAAGAUAGUGGUUAUCUG